Aphidius gifuensis is the source of this 2020-nucleotide messenger RNA. RefSeq lists its product as uncharacterized. Gene Ontology annotation, biological process: regulation of DNA-templated transcription. The transcript has 6 exons. The coding region runs from base 512 to 1918 and encodes 468 amino acids. Gene Ontology annotation, molecular function: protein binding. NCBI's taxonomy places the organism in Eukaryota, Metazoa, Arthropoda, Insecta, Hymenoptera, Braconidae. The record is from RefSeq and is a predicted model, not a curated record.
UUGUGAGAACAACUCAAAGACAACAACGUUUUGUGUUUUUAUUUUUUAAUUUAUUUUGUAAAAAAAAUAAAACAUUAAUUUAAUUGUGUUUUGUGUUAUUUUUGUGUUAAUGUGAUUGUAAAUUUUUUUUGUGUUGCGAAAAUAACAAUUAAUUGGAAAUAUAUAAUUGCAAAUUGUUUAACGUUUGUGAAAUUUAAUUUUACAUUUAUUUAUAGUGAAUUAAUUAGUGAUUGUUUAAUAAAUAUUUUAGUUUUUAAAAAAAUAGACAAUUAACUUUUUUAUGAAUUUUAUAUAGAUAUUUGAUUUUAAUUAUAAUAUAUUGUGUUGAUGUGAUUGAAAAAUUUAUAAAAUAAUUAUUGACUAUGAUAAAAUUGAGGAUUAUUUAUGAUAAAUUAUUGUGUAUUUUAAAUUAUUGAAGAUAACCAUAUUGGAAAUUUGAUACGUGUGACGAAACGCGUGCAGAGUUUAUCUGUCAUUCAAUUGAUAGAAGGUGUUGUAGUUUGUUAAAAUCAUGGUGUCUCGACGAAAAAUACUUUCACGAUCAAGGGAUAAUUUGGCUGAUGCACAAUAUGAGGAACAGGAAGAGGAGGAUGUCUGGUAUAAUUUAGACAAGCUAUACAAGGAUCAUAUACAAGAAGUAUUGGAUAAAUGGAAUCAAAUUGAUGAUGAAAUAUGGGCAAAAGUUAUUGUGUUUGAAAGAAAUAGAAGAGUUGCUAAAGCAUAUGCAAGAGCACCAGUUUUAACAGUGAAUGGUUCAAAUGAUGGUUUUGAUGGAUUCAGAAUAGGACUUUGUGGUUUUGAUAAUCCAAUGAGAGAUCAAAAAACAGAAGAAGCUAAAAGACAUAUUAAUCAAGGUGUUAAAAUAAAAAUGGAUGAUCAAGGAAAUAUAUUAAUAAAAAGACUUUGUAAAAGUAAUGUUUAUAUUAAAACAACUCAUAAUGAAGAUAAUGCUGUUGGUAAUGAAAUAUUAAAAAAUUCACAAGGUUCUUUGGAACAUGAAAAACCAGGUAAAUUAUUUGAUAUGAAUAAAUAUCAAACAAAUUUAUCAAGAGAAACAAGACGUGCAUAUCCAGAUAGAAAAAGAUUGGAAAAACAAUGUUUAAGUGCAACAGUAUUUGUACGUACUGAAGCUGAUUUAUUACAAUGUCCAGUAUGGGUACUUAUUGUUAAUGUUGUUGGUUUAGAUAUGCUUAAAUCAAAAUUACCACCAGUUUUAGCAUUACAAAGACCAGUUGAUAUUAAAAAUCGACCAAGAAUUCCAAUACCUGAUGAGGAUCCAUACAGUAUUGCUGGUGUAUCAUCAUCAUCUGGACCAAGUGAAUUACGUGAAUUAGUAAGACAAGAUAUGAGACAAGAACAAAUAUAUGGACAAUCAACAAGUUAUUAUCAUCGUCGAGGUGAAAAACCACCAAAAUUACCACCAAGAGAAAAUAUAUAUGAUCAUGAUAUUAUUCCAAAGCCUGAUUAUGAUGAUAUUGAUGAUGAUUAUGUAACGAAUAAUGUACGACCAAAAGUAUUAUCAGUUAAUGAUAAAAAAGUUAAUAAAAAAAAUGAUAGUAAAAAAUAUGAUGAUCCAUAUUAUUGUGGUCUUCGUGCACGUGUACCAAAUUUUGUUAAAAUGGCUAAAAAUGGUAAUGGUACCAGUCAAGCAUUAAAAAUACAUCCAUCAUAUGGACAAAUUAAAAAUUCAUAUGGCGGACAUGGUUUAUACAGUAGUCAAUCAUCACAAAUUUAUGGUACACAUACAACACCCAAAAAACAAUCAAUUAUUUAUCAUGCUAAAUCAUUUGAAAGUGGACUUGAUUCUGAUGAUAGAAUAGAUUCACCAUACAAUCAUAUUUAUGGAAGACUACCAAUACCAACAAGAGGCGUUAUACCACCAACAUCACGUGCUAUGUUUAUCGGCGAAUGGGAUUGAUUUUAUUAAUAUUUAUAAUUUAAUUACCGUUAUUUUGUAUGUAUAUCGAUAUAAAGAAAAAAAAAAAACAUUUGUAUUAAAUACUCAUAUUUUUUAUCACAA